UUCACACACACAACCUCGAUAACUCUCGACCUCUACCAACUCCAAAUCAAUGACUAUAUAAUCUUCCUUCACCUCCUUCCUCUUCUCAUCCAUAACCUGCAAAACACACACAUCAAUAUCUCUCUGCAAACAACACUCAAUUUUCCAAAUACUCUGUUUCAAAAGCUUGUGAAGUCAUCAACCAUGGCGACAAAAGAAGGCAAAGCAAUCGGCAUAGACCUCGGCACAACCUACAGCUGCGUCGGCGUCUGGCAAAACGACCGCGUCGAGAUCAUCCCCAACGACCAAGGCAACCGCACAACCCCAUCCUACGUCGCCUUCACCGACACCGAGCGACUCAUCGGCGACGCCGCGAAGAAUCAAGUAGCCAUGAACCCACAGAACACCGUCUUCGACGCGAAGCGUCUCAUCGGCCGCAGAUUCUCCGACCCAUCUGUCCAAAACGACAUGAAGCUCUGGCCAUUCAAGGUCGUUUCAGGCCCCGCUGAAAAGCCCAUGAUCGUCGUCAACUAUAAAGGCGAGGAGAAAACGUUCGCAGCUGAAGAAAUCUCCUCCAUGGUGUUAGUGAAAAUGCGUGAGGUAGCAGAAGCGUUUCUGGGUCAUGCUGUGAAGAACGCUGUUGUUACUGUUCCUGCUUACUUCAACGAUUCUCAGAGACAAGCUACAAAAGAUGCAGGGGCGAUUUCAGGGUUGAAUGUUCUGCGAAUCAUCAAUGAACCCACUGCUGCUGCGAUUGCGUAUGGUUUGGACAAGAAAGCUUCGAGGAAAGGUGAGCAGAAUGUGCUGAUUUUUGAUCUGGGUGGUGGAACUUUUGAUGUGUCUCUGUUGACGAUUGAGGAGGGGAUUUUCGAGGUGAAGGCCACUGCAGGGGAUACUCAUCUCGGUGGUGAAGAUUUUGAUAACAGGAUGGUGAAUCAUUUUGUGUCUGAGUUCAAGAGGAAGAACAAGAAGGAUAUCAGUGGAAAUGCCAGAGCGUUGAGGAGGUUGAGGACUGCAUGUGAGAGAGCGAAGAGGACUCUGUCUUCCACUGCACAGACAACGAUUGAGAUUGAUUCGUUGUAUGAAGGGAUUGAUUUCUAUGCGACAAUUACCAGGGCGAGAUUUGAGGAGUUGAACAUGGAUUUGUUCAGGAAGUGUAUGGAGCCGGUGGAGAAGUGUCUAAGGGAUGCGAAGGUUGAUAAGAGCAGUGUUCAUGAGGUUGUUCUGGUUGGUGGGUCGACCAGGAUUCCGAAGGUUCAGCAGCUUUUGCAGGAUUUCUUCAAUGGGAAGGAGCUUUGCAAGAGUAUUAACCCCGAUGAAGCUGUGGCCUACGGUGCGGCGGUGCAGGCGGCGAUUUUGAGCGGUGAAGGGGAUGAGAAGGUGCAGGAUUUGUUGUUGCUUGAUGUGACUCCUCUGAGUCUUGGGUUGGAAACUGCUGGUGGGGUGAUGACAGUUCUAAUUCCGAGGAACACGACGAUUCCGACGAAGAAGGAACAGAUUUUCUCUACCUACUCUGAUAAUCAACCAGGGGUUUUGAUUCAGGUGUAUGAAGGGGAGAGAGCAAGAACAAAGGAUAACAAUCUUCUUGGGAAGUUUGAGCUUGCUGGGAUUCCACCAGCUCCGAGAGGAGUACCUCAGAUCAAUGUGUGUUUCGACAUUGAUGCGAAUGGUAUUCUGAAUGUUUCUGCAGAGGAUAAAACUGCUGGUGUGAAGAACAAGAUUACGAUUACCAAUGAUAAGGGGAGGUUGAGCAAGGAAGAGAUUGAGAAGAUGGUGCAGGAUGCGGAGAAGUAUAAGGCAGAGGAUGAGGAGGUGAAGAAGAAGGUGGAUGCGAAGAACGCGCUGGAAAACUACGCUUACAACAUGAGGAACACGAUUAAGGAUGAGAAGAUUGGAGGGAAGUUGAGUCCUGAUGAUAAGGAGAAGAUUGAGAAGGCUGUGGAGGGGGCUAUAGAGUGGUUGGAGGGGAAUCAGCUGGCUGAGGUGGAUGAGUUUGAGGAUAAGCAGAAGGAGUUGGAGGGGAUUUGUAAUCCCAUCAUUGCUAAGAUGUAUCAGGGUGGUGAUGUGCCUAUGGGUGGUGCUGAUGAUGACAUGGGUGGUGGUGCUGGUGCUGGGUCAGGUUCUGGAGCUGGACCUAAGAUUGAGGAGGUGGACUAAAGUGUGUGAAUGUGUUUAAAAACUUUUGUGUAUGGUGUGAAACUGUGAAUGUCUUUGUUAUGGCUAUAGAGUACUAGUCUUUUGGGAGUUUUUAAGUGAUCUAGGACUGUUGAACAAUCAGAAUGUAAGUUUUGUAAUGUUAUGUUUUCUUGAAUCAAAUAAAGUUUACCAUGUUUCUUAGCUUUC
This is a messenger RNA of Lotus japonicus, 2322 nucleotides long. Its product is annotated as heat shock 70 kDa protein. Gene Ontology annotation, cellular component: cytoplasm. Lineage: Eukaryota; Viridiplantae; Streptophyta; Magnoliopsida; Fabales; Fabaceae. Bases 184 to 2136 code for a protein of 650 amino acids. Gene Ontology annotation, molecular function: heat shock protein binding; ATP hydrolysis activity; misfolded protein binding. The transcript has a single exon. The record is from RefSeq and is a predicted model, not a curated record. Gene Ontology annotation, biological process: protein refolding; cellular response to unfolded protein.